Molecule: messenger RNA, 1874 nt
Organism: Drosophila erecta
Lineage: Eukaryota; Metazoa; Arthropoda; Insecta; Diptera; Drosophilidae
Product: probable methylmalonate-semialdehyde dehydrogenase [acylating], mitochondrial
Exons: 2
Coding region: 88-1650 (520 amino acids)
Biological process (GO): L-valine catabolic process; thymine catabolic process
Cellular component (GO): mitochondrion
Molecular function (GO): malonate-semialdehyde dehydrogenase (acetylating, [NAD(P)+]) activity; methylmalonate-semialdehyde dehydrogenase (acylating, NAD+) activity
Source: RefSeq, a predicted model, not a curated record
UGCGCUGCGUUCAGUUUCAGUGUAGCCGCCGUUCGGAGAGCACGCGAUCCGAUCCCCGCGCCAAAUUCUCAUCUCCGUUUCCCCAAGAUGUCCCUAGUGCGAUUGAUCGGAGCAGAGGCCCGCCAUCUGGCAAAGAGGUCCUACUCCUCAGCCGCUCCCACCACCAAGCUCUUCAUCGACGGCAAGUUCGUUGAGUCGAAGACGAACGAAUGGAUUGAAGUGCACGACCCGGCCACCAACCAAGUGGUCACCCGUGUGCCCAAGGCCACACAGUCGGAGAUGCAGGCGGCCCUUGAGUCGAACAAGAAGGCUUUCCGCUCGUGGAGCAACCAGUCGGUACUCACCCGCCAGCAGGUAAUGUUCAAGCUGCAGGCUCUGAUCAAGGAGAACAUGGGCGAGCUGGCCAAGAACAUUACCAAGGAGCAGGGCAAAACCUUGGCCGACGCAGAGGGCGAUGUGCUCCGCGGCCUUCAGGUGGUGGAACAUUGCUGCAGCAUCCCAUCCCUGCAGAUGGGGGAAACAGUAGCCAACGUGGCCAAGGACAUGGACACGUACUCACUGGUCCUGCCCCUCGGUGUAACCGCUGGCGUUGCGCCGUUCAAUUUCCCGGCCAUGAUACCGCUGUGGAUGUUCCCGGUGGCCAUUACCACCGGUAACACUAUGCUGCUGAAGCCAUCGGAACGCGUGCCUGGUGCAACCAUGCUGCUGAUGGAGCUCCUUAACGAGGCUGGCUGUCCGCCGGGUGUCGUCAACGUAAUCCAUGGCCAGCAUGACGCCGUGAACUUCAUCUGCGAUGCUCCCGAAAUCAAGGCAGUGUCCUUUGUGGGUUCCGACCAAGCAGGAAAGUACAUUUACGAGCGGGCUGGCAAGAAUGGCAAGCGGGUGCAGUCCAACAUGGGCGCUAAGAACCACGGCAUCAUCCUUGGCGAUGCCAACAAGGAGAAUACUUUGAACCAAUUGGCAGGUGCCGCUUUUGGAGCUGCUGGUCAGCGAUGCAUGGCCUUGUCCACGGCUGUCUUUGUGGGCGAUGCCCAGGCUUGGAUUCCCGAUCUGGUGGAGCGUGCCCAGAAGCUGAAGGUAAAUGCCGGCCAUGUGCCUGGCACUGAUGUGGGACCCGUGAUCAGCGCCGCCUCCCGCCAACGCAUUAAUGACCUCAUUGAGUCUGGGGUCAAGGAGGGAGCCAAGCUCAUCCUGGACGGCAGGAAAAUUACCGUGCCCGGUUACAAGGAUGGAUACUUUGUGGGACCCACCAUCCUAAGCGAUGUUACGCCCAGUAUGAAGUGCUACACUGAGGAGAUCUUUGGCCCUGUGCUGGUCAUCCUCAAGGCCGACACCUUGGACGAUGCCAUUGGCAUUGUAAAUGCCAAUCCUUAUGGAAACGGUACCGCCGUUUUCACAACCAAUGGAGCAGCCGCCCGCAAGUUUGUCAACGAAAUCGAUGCCGGCCAGGUGGGCGUCAAUGUGCCAAUUCCCGUGCCACUGCCCAUGUUCUCCUUUACCGGAACUCGGGGCUCUUUCCGCGGCGACCAUCACUUUUAUGGCAAGCAGGGCAUCAAAUUCUACACCCAGACGAAGACGGUCACCCAGCUGUGGCGGGAAACGGACGUGACUCACACCCAGGCGGCUGUGGCCAUGCCCACCAUGAAAUAGGCAGACCUUGAAGAGAUUCUGGAGAGAUUCAGAUGAAUUGUUCCACGUAUUGAAUUUCUGGAUGCUUGCACACAGGACGUAUUUAGAAGCUAGAUACAAAGAAAUUAUUGCAUUUAUUUUUGUGCCUGUUUAUUAGAUGUAAGACGAUGAUUAGAGACAACAAGUGUAGCUUGAAAGUAAUGAUAUGUAAAUGAUAACAAUAAAACGUUUAUUAUGUAAACUAC